This is a messenger RNA of Acipenser ruthenus (sterlet), 783 nucleotides long. RefSeq names its product nucleophosmin/nucleoplasmin, 3 (gene npm3). The coding region runs from base 117 to 620 and encodes 167 amino acids. Gene Ontology annotation, biological process: chromatin remodeling. The record is from RefSeq and is a predicted model, not a curated record. The transcript has 6 exons. Lineage: Eukaryota; Metazoa; Chordata; Actinopteri; Acipenseriformes; Acipenseridae. Gene Ontology annotation, molecular function: RNA binding; chromatin binding; histone binding. Gene Ontology annotation, cellular component: nucleolus; nucleoplasm; cytoplasm.
CACUCCCUUGAUGACAUCAAUAGUCUGCGCCGGGUUCUGUUGAAGCGUUCAGCUGAACUGUAAAACGUUUUGAAAAACCGGUUUCGUUCUAAUAAUUUAUUAACAACGCGUAUAAAAUGGCGUGUUUGGCAGAAGGAUGUGCUGAUAGUGAGUGCGGUGUUAGCGGCCCUACGCGAUUGGAAAGCUUUUGCUUUGGUUGUGAGCUGUCUUCCAAAGUCCCGUUUUACACUUUCCAGGUGGACGAGGAGGAGGGGGAAGAGGAGGAGAACGUAGAACACUUUCUGGAGCUCCGAACAGUGUGCCUGGGUGACGGGGUGAAGGAUGAAAACAAUGUGGUGGAAGUGACAGCUUUGAACCAUCAGGGGAAGAAAGUGUCUGUACCCGUCGCCAACCUGCAUCUCUCCUGCAUGCCUAUGGUCAGUUUGGGUGACUUUGAAUUGAGGGCCCCUGUCACAUUCCGGCUGAAGUCUGGCUCCGGACCAGUCUGCAUCAGCGGGCUGCAUCUGAUUGCCUACAGUGAUCCUGCUGAAUCAGACCUCUCGGAUGAAGAGCAUGAAGAUGAUUGUGAAGAGGAGAUCGUUCCUAUCAAGCCAGCGAAAAAGAAACUGGGGAAAGAAUAGUUGACGGACCUGGAGACUUUUCUUGUGGCUGUCAUGGUUACCAGAUUCCAGACCAAUGGGGAAGCUCCAUGCCAACAUGUUCUUUUCAUACAGUGCGUUGUGUAAGAAUCUCCCUGUAAAUGUAGGACAUGAUCAGUCUUUAAAUUUAAACUUUAUUAUUUGA